AUGAGAGACUUUGAAUCCCCUUCUUCUGCACCAGGCCGUUUCAUCGACCCCUAUUCUGUGCCGCCCCCCCACAGGUUAUUCAGGACGAAAUGUCCUACGCACAUUGUCCAUGUGCAACACGACACGGACCUGACCAGCCUCAACUUUACCGCCGCGGCCUCCGUCGAAACUUGCGCCAGUGCCCUCUUCCGCCACGUCCGUCCUGCCAGUGACGCGUUCCGCUGCGCAGUUUCAAUGCAUUACCGCCUGCGGCAUGAUCGGUCGGUCAACGCCGCAAUAAUCGCCCGCAUCACCGAAGCGGCUCUUAUUCCAUCUUCAUGA
Messenger RNA from Colletotrichum truncatum, 321 nucleotides. The record is from RefSeq and is a predicted model, not a curated record. NCBI's taxonomy places the organism in Eukaryota, Fungi, Ascomycota, Sordariomycetes, Glomerellales, Glomerellaceae.